Messenger RNA from Trichophyton verrucosum HKI 0517, 981 nucleotides. RefSeq lists its product as uncharacterized. Gene Ontology annotation, biological process: beta-D-galactose catabolic process via UDP-galactose, Leloir pathway. Gene Ontology annotation, molecular function: zinc ion binding; UDP-glucose:hexose-1-phosphate uridylyltransferase activity. Gene Ontology annotation, cellular component: cytoplasm. The annotation marks the transcript as partial. The transcript is spliced from 2 exons. Lineage: Eukaryota; Fungi; Ascomycota; Eurotiomycetes; Onygenales; Arthrodermataceae. The record is from RefSeq and is a predicted model, not a curated record.
UACGAUAAGGUCUUUGUCUUUGUUAACGACUAUAGCGCUGUUAAGGAGAGCCAGGCAGGCUAUGAGACGGACGAUAAAGGUCAGUUUGAAGACUGUAUUCAUACCAUUGAUACCAUUGGUGUCUGUAUAGCGUGCAUUUUGUUGCUAAAUAAAUCAGUAGCAUCCCUAUCAUCAACACGGUUUCUCCAAGCCCAGCCAGUCAAGGGCAGAUGCUAUGUCUUGACAUUCUCUGCCAAACACAAUCUCACACUUGCAGACCUCUUGCCGCAGGAGAUUGUCCCUAUCAUAGAGGUUUGGACGGAUAUUUACGCACUUCAUCUGUCACCAAAAUCAUGCCUGUACAAAUCGGAUGCAAUUGCGGGGAUUUCAACCGACUCACCAGCAAGGCAAAUAUCUAGUCCGAGGGAACAAUAUAGAUAUAUGCAAAUAUUCGAAAAUAAGGGAGCAACAAUGGGGUGCUCCAAUCCUCAUCCGCAUGGUCAAAUAUGGACAACUAGCACCCUGCCCGAAGAACCCUCAAAGGAGCUCUUGCAGAUGUUGAGAUACUGCAAGGAGCACGAAGGCAGCCAUAUGCUCGAAGACUAUGCCUCGCUCGAGAUGGAAAAGAAGGAGCGAAUAGUGUUUGAAAAUAACACUUUCCUAGUCCUCUGUCCCUGGUGGGCCGUAUGGCCCUUUGAGACGAUGAUCGUAAGCAAACAACAUAAAAGGGCAUUGAUAGAUUUGAACCAAGAAGAAAAAGAGCAUCUAGCGGAGGCAAUUGCUGAAUUAACCCGUCGAUAUGAUAAUCUCUUCAAAACCCAUUUCCCGUAUAGUAUGGGUAUUCACCAGGCUCCGCUGGACGCCAGAAAGGAGUUAAAAGCUAACAUUCACUCUUACUUUAGGUAUGAAUUGCUUGCAGAACCUCAACGUGACAUUACGCCAGAGCAGGCUGCAGCAAGGCUAAGAGACUGCGCAGGAGAGCUGUAUAGAAAGAAGCUCUAA